This is a messenger RNA of Castor canadensis (American beaver), 813 nucleotides long. The record is from RefSeq and is a predicted model, not a curated record. Lineage: Eukaryota; Metazoa; Chordata; Mammalia; Rodentia; Castoridae.
AUGUUGCCUUCUAGGUACAGAGAGCAUCUGUCUUCCACGUGGUUCACAAAGCACAACAGGUUGAAGUUCCCUGGUGCCCUGCAGGGCCAGCGCUGGGUGUUUGUGAGAGAGGGACUGGGUGACUUCAGGAACGGAUGGCCACCUUGCCAUGGUCUGAUCACUCGGCCCAACGAGGCCUUUCUGCCCUGGAUUCAUCAUAGAGCCCCCCAACCUGCCCCCAAGAAGAGGCAGAGUAAGUUGCGCAAAGAAGCAGCCCUGUCCUCCAAGCUGUCGCUGGUCCAGCAGGCUCAGAAGGCUUUGAUAGAGGACAUGGAAGGUCACCUGGUCGCGCACCCCUUGGCUCUCUAUCCUCACCUGGAAGAAGCACUGCCUGUGGAGCUCUUACUAAAGGUGCUGGAGGCUCUUGAUCCUGAGAGGAAGCUGGAGGAUGCUUGGGCUUAUUGUCAGGACACUGGGAAAAGAAUGAAGGAAUCCACAAAAAGAUGUUCUACCCAAGUGUGCCUGGAACUUCCCAAGAAGACUCCUGUGUCACAUUCAGGCCAGUGGAUUUACAAAGAAAAGCCAAGUAAAAUGGAUUUGCUCCAGGAGGAUGGUCUUUUUCUUCAUGAAAAUGGAAGUUUGGACAUUGAUGAAGAGUUCAUUCUGGAACAGUUUAACACUGACUGUCAGAACAAACCAAACUCUGAUGUGCUCCACGUGCUGAGGUUAAACCAGGUUCCUUUGGAGCUAAAGAAGAAUGUACAGCUAAGCAAACUGCAGGAGGCAGAAUUCUUCCAGAAACCAGACCAUGAGAGAAAAUUCCAGAAACCACAG